UUUCCCGUCCCAAUAACAAUCGUUGAAAACGAACAGCAACUCCCGAAGAUUGUUACUUCUUCAGGCCUUUAUUUUCAACAAAUCGAGCCAACCAUGACAGAAUUACGCCACCGAGGAGCGACGGAUAAAGAACUGCAGCAUCAGAACUCGGAGGAUAAGGGCUCUGAAACAGAGGGCAAGGAGAGAGAUGGAGCCUCGGACAAUGAGACCAAGUCAGACUCUGGGGUUCCUGAGGUUCCCGUUUCUGCCGAUGACACACCAGAGGUUCUCAACAAAGCGCUCUCUGGCCUUUCCUCACGAUGGAAGAACUGGUGGGUGAGGGGCAUCCUCACGUUGGCUAUGAUCUCCUUCUUCUUUAUCAUUAUUUAUCUCGGUCCGAUGGUGCUGAUGAUGAUUGUGCUGUGUGUUCAGAUCAAGUGCUUCCAUGAGAUCAUCACAAUUGGUUACAGCGUGUAUCACUCUUACCACCUGCCCUGGUUCAGAACACUAAGCUGGUACUUCCUGUUGUGUGUGAACUACUUCUUCUAUGGUGAAACGGUGACAGAUUAUUUCUUCACGCUGGUGCAGAGGGAGGAGCCUCUACGCAUCCUCAGCAAAUACCACCGCUUCAUUUCCUUUGCCCUGUACCUCACAGGGUUCUGCAUGUUUGUUCUGAGCCUGGUGAAAAAACACUAUCGCCUGCAGUUCUACAUGUUCGGCUGGACUCAUGUGACCUUGCUGAUUGUGGUGACUCAGUCCCACUUAAUCAUUCAUAACCUGUUUGAGGGGAUGAUCUGGUUUAUUGUGCCCAUCUCCUGUGUUAUCUGUAAUGACAUCAUGGCUUACAUGUUUGGCUUCUUUUUCGGUCGCACCCCUCUCAUCAAGUUGUCUCCUAAGAAGACGUGGGAGGGGUUUAUCGGUGGCUUCUUCGCCACUGUUGUUUUUGGAAUCCUAGUGAGUAGUAAUAACCCACUUCCUGUUCUUCGUCUGGUCUUUGCUGAAUGUUUUUAUAUAGAUUUGGGAACUUUGGUGACACUGCAGGACUUUGCAAACACCAUUCCAGGUCAUGGAGGAAUCAUGGAUCGUUUCGACUGUCAGUACCUUAUGGCCACAUUUGUAAAUGUUUACAUUGCCAGCUUUAUAAGAGGGCCAAACCCCUCUAAAGUCAUCCAGCAGCUUCUUGCUUUGAGACUAGACCAACAGCUCCACAUCUUUAACUCGCUCAAGGCUCAUCUGACAGAGAAAGGCCUGCUCCCUGCCCUGGAAGAAGCAGCCUAGCUUUUCGGACCACCCCACCGGAGUAGGCUGUGGAUAGAGGGAGUAGAGAGAGGGCAACGGAAGCAGAUCCAGGCAUGUAUGGAAGUGGGAGAUGAGAUGAGGAACAUAAGAAGGGAAACAACGGAAAACUGAACCACGAUCUUGGGUCAUUCCAUUUUCAGUGUGUUUGCGAGAAAGAGUGUGUGUGUUCAUUCAAAUCAGUGUUUUUGCUUUUUUUAUUUUUUGUGAAUGUUUUAUGAUUAUCUCUUACACCACAAAAGAAUAUUCUAUGUAUUAAGAUGACGUUGUUGUUACAGUUCUUUGUGAGUUGAGCUGUACAAUUCCACUUGUGUACAAAUGUUCUGUACCUAUAGAUCGUCUGAAUAUUUUAUAGUGUUUAUUAUGUUUUAUUUUGUUUUAAUGCACUGCUCAUCACAC
This is a messenger RNA of Sinocyclocheilus rhinocerous, 1674 nucleotides long. RefSeq names its product phosphatidate cytidylyltransferase 2-like. The transcript has 11 exons. The coding region runs from base 94 to 1257 and encodes 387 amino acids. Gene Ontology annotation, cellular component: endoplasmic reticulum membrane. The record is from RefSeq and is a predicted model, not a curated record. NCBI's taxonomy places the organism in Eukaryota, Metazoa, Chordata, Actinopteri, Cypriniformes, Cyprinidae. Gene Ontology annotation, molecular function: phosphatidate cytidylyltransferase activity.